UCAACUGGAAGCGCCAGUCCCGUUUUGAUGGCGGCGCCGAGGGUGUAAUGAGCGGCACGGAUCGGUGAGGACAGCGCCGGGUUUAGAGACAACAUGUGUGAAGGCGCAUCCAGAAUAUCCGGGCCGAUCCCCCCCGACCCCACUCUGUUCCCUGAUUACUACAGAAGGCCGGCCUCAGCUCGGGGUCGGCUGGAGGGGACUGAUGUCAAGCUGGACUUUCUGUCAGGACCCUUGAAUCCAGAUCCCACCUUAUAUCCAGCUUGUUACAGUGCCAGGCCCGCCAGCCCCAUACCCAGAGUACGCCCCAAUGCCAGGGGCAUCUUGGAAAGGGGGCAGAGUGGCACAGUGGGUGUUCUCCUGAAGCUGGAGGGUAUCUCUCUCCAUACAGCAUCGCCCCCUCCCAAAAAAAACAAAGACCAUGGUAAAGAGAAUGUGCAGCGGAUGAGGGAGAUCCAGAAGCGGUGUAAAGAGAAGGAGAUGGAGAAGGUACAGGGGGCUCCUAAACCCAUCAAAGCUUUAUGGAAGUCGCCCAAAUACGAACAGGUGGAGUCCAAGGUGAAAGCCAAACUGCAGGAGCAGCCAUCCCCUCCCAGGGCGGUACAGGCAAACUUCCUAAAGUCUCAUACCCGGUGUGGCACGGGGUUACAGCCUAAGAGGUGCCUUUCACCAGCGCCCAGUAGGCCCACCACUGCCAGCCAUGAGAUGCAGAUCCAGGGUUCCAGCAUUGACUUCAUAGCCCACAAUGCAAGAAAUGUGAAGAAGACCCAGAUGAGGCGAUCCCGCUCCUUGCUAAACCUAAACGAGGUCCUGCAGGAGAAGCAGCAACAGCAGCAGGAGUAUGACUCCAAGCAGAAGGGACAUGUCCCUCAGUACCUCCUGGACCUUAAAGAGCAGUGGAGGAAAGAGCAAGAGAAACGUAAGAAGCAGGCUCCCGACCCAUCGCUCCCACCGGGACACACCAUGAUGCCAGAACCUGAACGUCAGGAGACGCUCAAUAAAAUCAAGCAGACCCAGGACCAGCUGCUGAAGGAGCUACUGAUGCUUCCAGUCCGAGCAGACAACUUCAGCAUCCAGAACCGACGCACUGAGCUGGAGAAGAAGCUGUCCGAGAUUGAGGAAGCCAUUAAAGUAUUUUCUCGCCCAAAGGUCUUCAUUAAGAUAGACUCGUAAAGAUGUCUUCUAUUUUCCCCAUAACCCCACCACUUCUUCUUGUGGAGUUCUUGGAGGACUCUCCUGCUGGACUAGUCUACCGGAGAUGGGUUUUUAUACAGAACUGAUCUGCUGCCACAUCUGGAGGGAGAUUUGUGUGUGCUUUUUAUGUUGUGGGCUGCUGGAAUUUAGAUUAUUUAUUUUACUCUUUUUAAUAUUUUAAUAUAAAAUUUAAAGCUAUGAAAUUUCCGAAUCAUGGUGCGUGCAUGACUAUUAAACCUAAUUCUGCACUCCAAUGAGCCGUAUCGUUUCCAUACCCUAUGACAUUGUAUGAUUGCGCUGCUUCGUUUAAAGGGAUUUUCCAGGGUUUUUAAUAUUGAUGACCUAUCCUCCACUUGAAUGGGACUGAGCUGUGCCAAGACCAUGUGACCAACGAACGUGACAUCACUGGGCUAGGAAAAGGCCUCAGCAUGCAAUAAGUACUUCGGCCUCGUCAAACAGCUGAUCGACGGGGGUGCCAGGAGUCAGACCCCUGCUGAUCUGAGGAUAGGCCGUCAAUAUCAAAAACCUGCAUGAUCCCUUUAAUUUCCUGGCAUAAAUGUAAGAGUGAGAUCACAUCAUGUUAUGGCUGUACCCUUGGCAUAUACCCCAGGACAGGCUCCCUGUGUAUAAACCAAGCAUAUUGAUUAGGCUACGGUCACAACAGUGUUGUGAAAUCCGGCAGGCUGUUCAGGCAGAGGAAUAGCUUGUUGGAGUUCACCGUAAAUGGCAUAGCCGGAUAAUGCCAGGAAGCACUGGAUCCCCAUUGACUACAAUGCCAUCUGAUGGGCAUCCGGCCGAAAGCCAGCGUUUAUGCUGGAAAGCGGACAGACCCCAUUGCAGCCAAUAGGGAUCCGGAGCUUCCCAGCAUUAUCCGGCUAUGCCUCUGCCAACAUCCUUCCGGAUCUGAAUGUAGCCUAAGACUCCUUACGCCCUACGAAGAGCAAAGUAGUGUACUUUUGGCUUCCACGGCUUGGUAUACAUUAGUACAGGCAUGCUCAACCUGCGGCCCUCCAGCUGUUGUAAAACUACAACUCCCACAAUGCCCUGCUGUAGGCUGUUCGGGCAUGCUGGGAGUUGUAGUUUUGCAACAACUGGAGGGACGCAGGUUGAGCAUGCCUGCAUUAGUAUACUGUUUUUGCAGUGUAGACUAGCGUAGUAGACUUCACUGUUCCAUACAAUGAAAAAUAUACAGACCUUAGUAGGGUUGCAUUAGGUAUAUAUACUUUUUCAAUACUUUGAUGCCCGGUUCAAUACUGACAGUUUUUUUUAUACUUGUCACCGGUAUUGCGCAGAGUCGCAGCAGUUUUGAUUAGAGAACAUGGUGUGCGCACAACGUAGCACACGUCUGUGGCAGUGGAGAAGGAAGGAGUGCGUACUGUGCGCAGGCGCUGUGAUCAGAUGGAUGUUCUCAUCUGGACACCGGCCGACACUGCGCAUGCGCUGGGAGCCUUACCGGUGGUAAGGGUAGGGAAAAAGCACUGGCCCGUAAUUUUUCCUUUCCUAACCGCUGGUGAGGCUCCCAGCGCAUGCGCACUCUGCUGUGAAAUUUCCCUACCUCGUUGUGCACCGGCGUGGCACAGCACACCUCCUCACGUCAUGUCCGAUGCGACCGGAAGUGACGAGGGUAGGGAAAUAUAACAUUACACCGGCACUGCCACCAAUGAAAACUCUGAGGGGGUAAGAGUCUUAGAUGGUGGAGAAUCGGAGUGUCAGUGACUGCGCUGUCUGCUCAUUGGACUAACGGUGCUGGAUGCUCAUAGGAUAAAGGACCUGUGAUGACGUCAUCGCCCUGUCCAGUAACAUAUGGAGGAGUCGAUGCAGAUGUUUUUUUUUUUUUUGUAGUUUUAUGCUGAGAUUACCUCACGAGCAGGUGACAGGUGUGACAAGGAGUUCAUGGGGCUUGCAGAGAUGCAUGCAGUGCUAGUGCGGCCACCGUCCAGCAUUCACCUUCCAAAGGAGCCAGCCUGGCAGAGGAUGGAAGGCCUCUGAUGAUGGAUAUUAUAUAAGGGCAUCCUAUAUGAGGAUGUAUAUUGCUUAUUGUCCCAGGUAUGAUGGCCUCCCUUUGGGGGGGUAGGGAGGGUUGAUGUCCUCCUUUUUGGAGUUAUGAAAGUGGCCACCGUAUCCCUGACUCAGGGAAGGAAGGUGGAAAAUAGUUGGUGUGAGCGGAGGGCUCCGCUUCUAUCUGAUGACUGCAGCUAGCCUACAGCAUAGAGGAAAAUUAGGGUUAAGGUGACUCAUUAACCCCAAUGGUGCCAUUAUAGUUUUUUUUCUGAAACAUCGAUUUGGUAUUUCAUACCAUGAUACUUUACUUGGUAUUGAAAUUGAAGUCCAAAUUCUGAUAUUGUGACUAGGGAUCGACCGAUUAUCAGAAGUACCGAUAUUAUCGGCCGAUAUUAAGGAUUUUGAACAUUAUCAGUAUCGACAUCUAACCUUGCCGAUAUGCCUAAAAUGCGUAUAAAGCAAAUACUAGUGAGCGCUUAUGAAAGCAUUUUCUCCUGAA
This is a messenger RNA of Bufo gargarizans (Asiatic toad), 3691 nucleotides long. RefSeq names its product enkurin domain containing 1 (gene ENKD1). Lineage: Eukaryota; Metazoa; Chordata; Amphibia; Anura; Bufonidae. The transcript has a single exon. Gene Ontology annotation, cellular component: cytoplasmic microtubule. The record is from RefSeq and is a predicted model, not a curated record. The coding region runs from base 94 to 1170 and encodes 358 amino acids.